AUGCGGCCUAUACUGGAGCAACCUCUAUUGUUCGAGAAGCGUGUCGAAAUUGUGAAGAUCAUACUGGACCACACUCCGGCCGAUCGCUUCAAAAUGGCUAUUUUGGCCGAGGAUGCUCUCGGAGAUACUCUUAAUAUCCGAUCAAUCAUAUACUGGGCUCUGAUCCAUAACAAUGCAGAGCUUGCAAAGCUUGCUGUGCGUGCGGGGGAUAACCCCAAAUUGGAUCACAAAGGGGAUCGACAAUAUGCAACAUGGUUGCAUGUAAUUGCAGGUCUAGGCAAUGAACACUUGCUGGAGACAGAUCCGAGUUGGAGGAGCGAUGUUCUGUCAAAAAAAACAGAUCAAAUCAUGCCAUUGCAUGUGGCAGCCAAGAUGGGUCAUUAUGGAAUGACAUGGAAACUUAUAGAUACUCUUGAGCGUUCACCACCUUCAAAUGAUGCCCCGCGAAGCUCUGGUGUUGAUAAGGUACUGCAGGCUCUGAUUCAGGUGACCAACAAGGGGGAGGAUAUGAUUUCACUAGCUUCGGCCAGAAAGGGAGAAUCAGGCCUCAAGUUGAAAGAGUCACUUGUCUCAAAAUUGAUGAAAGUCACGGAGCCAAACAGCGACACCGAUCUUGUGAUCAACUUUGCGGCUAGAAGGUACGCUGCGGGUGAAAGAGAAUAUUCAAGAAGGCUUCUGAAUCGUCUCAAACGAGUUCCUUCUCGGCGAGGAGAGUCGAAAGGGGAGAUUGAACAGAACCCCUUGGAACUGGCUGUCUACAACAAAUUCCCCGAUACGGUCUCAUAUCUUCUUGCCAGUGGCCUGUAUCUUGACCCAAGGCACACAAAAAAGUGCAAAGAUGUCAUGCGGUUUUGGGACAAUGAUCUCUGCGAGGAAGAGCAAAAGAAGGCCGAUCUGAUCAAAGAGCUACUGAAGAGCCCACCGCAGGUUGAAAAAUGCCUGAGACGCAAGAUGAGCACUGAUGAAUCAUUUUCAGAGCUUUCAAAUUCUCUUUCCAACCCAAUCAAUGGAGUUGUUGUUGAUAUCUCGGCUUCAAAAGACCAAGUCACCUACAAGGUGAAGCAAAGCACUAUGGUGGAGAUAAUCUAUCGCAAGGGGCCUGACAAUGUGUUCAGCCAUGGCCAGAACGAAGUGACCGCUGGAAGUGCCAGUGAGAGAUAUACCGGAACCCUAGGCUACAACUUGAGGGGAAAGCCGAAGGAGCUCUGGUGGACCAGCAACCUGGGGAUGAAAGCUUCAGCUUGCUCUGAUGCAAGGUAUCGGUGGAUACAUAUCCUCACGAAUGAUGAGCUUAUGUUUCGAAUAGUGGAAGACAAAGGGCAAGAUGGGGCCGCAUAUCGUGAGCUGGUUAGGAAGAGCUGGACGAAGAUUGCCUCUGCAGGACCAGACUCACAUCUGGAGACAAAGCCUCAUUUCCAGAUCGAGGAGAAAGCCGGGAGUGAUACGCAACUCCCUAGAAUGACCUCUAUCUAUGUGUAUGCCAUAUCUGGCGUGGAGAUGGUACUUGAAAAAAACAAACAGAAGGAAGAUUCAAUAUACUCUGCUGAAAGCAUGAGUCAUCCGUCUCUUGAUUAUCGACGACUGCAUGACGGUGUUAUUGCCAUCCAGCGCAACGAUCAACUCCCUAAAGACCUCGACGCCGCGACCUUGGAUGAUCCAAGGCAUGAAAAAAUCAUCCAUACAUUGAGUCCAUACGUCGACAAGACUGUAGGGGGAAGUUUCAUUCAUCAGGUUCCUGUCGUUAAUCAACUGCGGUUGUGGAUCAUUGACGGCGAGCCACUUGAGAAUAUGCAGCUAAACGACUUGCGAUUAAGGAAAAAGCAGUUCUUGGAGAUAGUCGCCGCCCAGGCCAUCAAGUCGCGACAAAACAAUCUCGCCGAUGUCUCACAUCUCCGAUUCACCUUUCCUCCCGCAAAAAACGCCCGGCCGAAGCGCUUGAGGAAAUGGGGGAGCAAAUUAUUUGACAUCAUGCGCUUUCUACCAAGGUCAAUGGGAUCAGGUAUACCAGUCAGCUGGAGCAUCCUGUCCCUUGCAGUGCUUGAACGGCGUAAUUCAAGGCGAAUAGAUUUCAAAAGCUUUGUCAACGCCCUAGGACUUGAUGGGGGAGAGCAAUGGAAAGCGUUGAACAAGACAGAGUCAAAGAAACUGCGUCGCUGGAUGAAGCAGAUAUGCACGGAAUGGAAUCAUUCGCUUUCAGAAAAUCCCUACCAAAAUAUUUCAAAUGAGACAACUCUGAUGCAUCAAGUGGAGAAAGCUGUGGAUGAGCUCAAGAUCUUACGUGACAUCUUCUGUGACCAAAAGUAUGUGGAUGAUCUCUGGAGAGGUGAUGGGAAAGGAAUACUCUGGAGUCGAUCUAUCACCAUUACCGAGAGGUUGGAAACUAGUGAGACCUUGAUUCAACAGGCCAAGUCCCUGCAAACCAUCUUACAGGGGCUACUUGAUCUUAAGCAGAAGCAAGCUUCCAUCAUUGAAGCACAAUUCGCUCAUAGACAAAGUGAUACAGUGAUGGUUUUUACUGUAGUUACAAUCAUAUUUCUACCUGCUUCAUUUCUGGGCAGCCUGUUUGCAUUGAACGUGGAUAAAUUCCCUCACGAAGAUGGGAAUUUGGAAUUUGGCCUACCGCGCGAAGUGGAUUUUCCCUAUAAUAUGUGA
Messenger RNA from Penicillium malachiteum, 2652 nucleotides. Its product is annotated as Mg2+ transporter protein CorA-like/Zinc transport protein ZntB. The record is from RefSeq and is a predicted model, not a curated record. Lineage: Eukaryota; Fungi; Ascomycota; Eurotiomycetes; Eurotiales; Aspergillaceae. The coding region runs from base 1 to 2652 and encodes 883 amino acids. Gene Ontology annotation, molecular function: metal ion transmembrane transporter activity; protein binding. Gene Ontology annotation, cellular component: membrane. The transcript is spliced from 9 exons. Gene Ontology annotation, biological process: metal ion transport; transmembrane transport.